Messenger RNA from Camellia sinensis, 3248 nucleotides. RefSeq lists its product as uncharacterized. The record is from RefSeq and is a predicted model, not a curated record. Lineage: Eukaryota; Viridiplantae; Streptophyta; Magnoliopsida; Ericales; Theaceae. Gene Ontology annotation, biological process: regulation of defense response to fungus.
AAAGUGAACCGAAGAAAAAGGCAAAGCGGACACCUUUCACUUUCCUUUCUUUUUCUUUUUCUUCUUCUCUUAUGGUUUUUGUUUGUGUAAUGUUGAAAAAGAUUGUUGUGUCAUGUUCUGCUUCAGAAACUACACAUACUCUCUCUCUCUCUCUCUAACCCCACAAACAACGACUCUCUUUCUUUCACAACUCGUUUGUUUCAGACUAAAUCAGCCAUACAUUUCUGGGUUGAACUGUUCUUCCCUAACAAUUAAGCUUUUCUUCUCUCAUCUUCACACGCACACACACACGUAUAAACAUAAUUUGGGUUUCUGCAAUGUCUGAUCAGUCAAAAGUUCGAUUGGUUCGUUGCCCAAAGUGCGAAAAUCUCCUUCCAGAGCUCGCAGAUUACUCUGUUUAUCAGUGCGGUGGUUGCGGUGCUGUUCUUCGAGCGAAAAAUAAAAAUGUUGAGGCGGAUACAUUGUCAGAAAAGUCUGAAGAAGAAAGGGUUGAAGGUGUUUCUGUGAAAUUUUCCGAGAAAUCAGACAAUUUAAAAUUUUCCGAGAAAGGGAUGAUGGACUUGAGUGAUGGGUCUGAGAAUGGUGUUAAAUCCAGUGGUAUUUCUUCUAGAAGAACUCAUAAGAGAAUGGUUUUGAGUAAUGAUCUCGAGGUGAAUGAGAAAAUAGAUGAAUCUAGUAAUGCUGAAAUGAGUAAACAAUUUGAGGAAUCAAAACCCCCAAAUGGGAUUGCAUUUAGGUCACGAAGAUCAGAACGGGUUUCUGAUUGGAGGAGCGGGGAGGGAGGUGGGAGCGAGGGGUUUUGGAGAAACCCUAGGAGGGAUGUUGAAGCCGGUCCUUCGAAUUAUCAUUUUAGGUCUAGUUAUGGGUAUGGAGAACCAGUGAAGUAUCAAAACAAACCUGAUGAGUUUAAUAAGGUUGAGUACCUUGAACAAGACCGAGCUGAGCUUUUGAGGAAGUUGGAUGAAUUGAAAGAUCAAAUUAGUCGGAGUUGUGAUGUUAACAACAAACCUAAAGAAAAGGUUCCCCUAAACCGGGGGUCGGUUCACCAAGACAAGCUGCCUGGGGAAUCAUAUGGUGGUUCAGAAACUUGGUUUCCUGAUGGCUCAUGGGGAUCGACUAGGGCUUCAUAUCCGAGCCAUUACCCCGAGCCAUCACCUUAUAUGAAUAGGCAUGAAAUGGAUAUGCAUAGGUUUUAUCAUUCAACCAAUGGUGCAGAUCAACUCCAAAGAUUUGGGGAUCCUUUAAGGUCCCAAAUGCUUAGAAGAGCUCCACACCAAUUGCCCGAUCCUUUUCAACAUCCGCCAUCUCAUACUUAUUUCUCUAGAAAUUACAUGAAUAUGGGUAUGGAUCCAUAUGAACCAUACAUGUCAAAUAUGAACCUUCACAACCCUUCUUGCUCUUGUUUUCAUUGCUACAACAAACAUCCCCCACAAGAUCCGGGUCAAGUCCCACGUGAUGCUUUUCGCAGCAAAAUGUUUUCUGAUGUGCCAAACAAACCUAUGUUCUACCAUCAUGAAAAUCCUAGUGCAUUUGCCAAUCCUCCUCCAUUAAACUCCAAUAAUCCCCAAUCCCACACAAGAUGGCCUAAUGACCUUAACUCUGAAUUGGGUGGCUUUGGUCGUCGCCAUCCUCCAAAGGUGGUUUUAACCACUGGUGGAAGGCAGUGCCGCCCCAUAGCUGGUGGUGCUCCAUUUGUUACUUGCUACAACUGUUUUGAAUUGCUGCAAUUGCCUAAGAAAAUUGUGCUUACAGAGAAAAAUCAAAAGAAAGUGCGAUGUGGUGCGUGCUCUGCAGUCGUCUUUUUUGCAGUUGUCAACAAGAAACUUGUUGUUUCUGUUUGUGGAGAGACAAAGAGAACUCCCAAGAUGGAUGAUGAUCGGCCUAACAUGACAGUGAGUGGUGGUACUUCGCAUUUUUCCUCUGAUGAUUAUGAUAAAUCUGGUUAUGAUUUUCAGUCAGUGGAUAGGGAAGUAAUUUUGUCAUCAACGGGCAAGUCCGAAGAGAUGAGAAGUCAUCACUCUACAUCUCCCUAUUCUUCUGAGGAUGAGGAUAGCCCGGGAAGUUUGAAUGUCCGAGGAGAGGAGUCCAAAUCUACUGAGCUGGCAGCGAUUCCAAUUACGUCUCCACCGGCUGCUGGUUCACCCGUGCAAGAUCAUUUUGAUUACGCUAAUAUAUUCAAUGGAGUGAAACGAUUUGGAAAGGGAAACCAAAGUGGGCGUUCAGAAUGUGAAAAGGGGGAGCCAAAAGUGUCUACGGCGCGGCAAAAUUCAAUGAAAGAUGCAUCACUUGCAACGGAGAUCGAUGUGUCGUUCAAUGAGUACUCGAAUACUGUGACAUCCCAAGAAUCGGGGGAUGCAAGCAGAGUUGAAGAUCAACUGAGAGCCGGCAAAGGGGGUCAAUCAUUCUUUGCUGGAAUCAUGAAGAGGGGCUUUAGAGACUUUUCUAGAUCAAAUCAGAACAUUGAGCAAGGAGCAACUAAUGUCACAAUUAAUGGACAUUCUAUAUCGGAUCGUUUGCUAAAAAAGGCUGAAAAGCUAGCUGGACCAAUCCAUCCUGGACAAUACUGGUAUGAUUUCCGAGCUGGUUUCUGGGGUGUAAUGGGUGGGCCCUGUCUCGGCAUAAUUCCUCCAUUUAUUGAAGAAUUCAAUUAUCCGAUGCCUGAGAAUUGUGCUGGUGGAAAUACUAGUGUCUUUGUGAAUGGAAGAGAGCUCCAUCAACAAGAUUUACGACUGCUAAGUAGUAGAGGCCUCCCAACUACUAAAGAUGGAUCUUACAUAGUUGAGAUUUGUGGAAAAGUCGUUGAUGAGGAUUCAGGUGAAGAGCUCGAUAGCCUUGGCAAACUUGCCCCGACAGUCGAGAAGGUGAAACGUGGAUUUGGCAUGAAAGUUCCAAGAGUAGCUGCAUAAGCGCAUUAUAUGUUAGCGAAUACACACUCCCUCCAUUGCUUCAAAUGUGUGAAUGAUCUUGAAGGUUGAAACGGUACCCGUCCUGACAAACUUAUUGGAAGAAAAUUUGAACAAGUUUUUUCUUGCAUUUUGGAAAUAAUGAGAAGAAGAUAUUGGAUUGUUGGUAUGUCAUCGAUGUCUCAAAACCGUCCGUUUGUCAAGGAAUUUCAUGUUUGAUUGAUUGGUUUGGUCUGUCAAAAUGUUGCAAGUGAUUAGUGCCAUAUUCUGUACCUGUAUAUGUAAACAUGUAAUUUUUCACCCAAGUGUGACUAUAUUGAUCUUUAUCCCUAUUAUACUUUGCUA